CACCACACACUUCCCUCUGUUUCGACUCACCACCGAACCACUUCGAAGUGCCAUCUCCUGAAGACUUCACGCAAGACUUUUAUAGACUUCUCCCAUCUCCUUACGACUCAACACCCUGACACACACCACCACCACAAUGGCAGAACAAUCUUCUACUUCGUCAGGCUACGUGCACCUGGGCGCUCGCUCCCCUGGCAGCGACACCUCUGGCACCUCUUCCAACCUCCUCGUAUCCGAGUCCGUUCGACCCAUCAUCCUCUCCAGCUCCACCACUGCUGGAGCCACCUUUGUUCGCAUCCCCGUGCCCUUUGAGCCAGCCGCCGCUUGGAUCUCGGCCGAAGUGAUCAGGGACGAAUUCCACCGAAACUUGGCCAAGCACAAGGGUGAAGAUGCUGGUCUCAAUGCCGAGCAAGAGUCCGAGGCAGCCGAGGCAAAGGCAGCCGCUGAGAGUGGCGCCGAUGUGACCAAGCCUUCUGGAGCUCGAAUCAUCCUCUUCUCCAAGUUCCUCGGCUUCCUCUCCCACAAGCUCCGAGCAGCUGACACCAACACCGCCGUUCACGAAAUCGAGGUACUCUACCGCGCGUGGCUCCAAUUUGGGGGUGAAUUCCUUUCUUCGACCAACGAUGUACACAGCCUCGUCACUGCAGCCGUCGACGUCGACCAGCGAGCCUCCGUCUUGCGAAGCUACUUUGAGGCAUACGUCGUCCUCGAGAGGUGCGGCAAAGUCGACGCAAAGUCCAUCGAGACUCCCAAGCUCUUGGACCUCGCUGACCAGGGCAAGGCUAAGGCCUUUGCCAUCUUCGGCGGUCAAGGUAACAAUGAAGUCUACUUCAAUGAGCUCCAGACCCUCUACGACACUUACCGACCUCUCGUCGAGGAGAUGCUCCACGUCAGCAGCGUAGCUCUGCAAAAUUUGGCAGAGGAUGCCAUUGCCAGUGGCUUCUCCAACUACUAUACCCACGGCCUCGAUGUCCUCUCUUGGCUCCAGCACCCCGCCACUCGACCACCCGUCGAGUACACUGCCAGCAUCCCACUGAGUCUGCCCCUCAUCGGCCUGACUCAGCUCACUCAGUACCUCGUCUCUUGCCGCGCUUCUGGCCUGACCCCAGGAGAGAUGCGAGACCGACUGUCGGGCGGUGCUACUGGCCAUUCGCAAGGUAUCAUCUCCGCCAUUGUCGUUUCUGCCUCGAGCAGCCUCGAGACGUUCCAAGCCAAUGUCAUCAAGGCCGUCGGUCUGCUGUUCAACAUCGGUAAGCGUGGUCAAGAGGCCUUCCCUACCCGCACCAUUGAGCCAGCACUCGUCGCCGACGCAGUCGAAGGUGGCGAGGGCGAGCCUACACCCAUGCUCAGCGUUACUGGCCUCUCCCAGCAUGCCCUCGAGGGCUUCUUGAAGAAGACAAACACCCACCUCAAGGACGACGAAAAAGUGGGCAUCUCCCUCUUCAACUCGCGCCGCAACUUCGUCGUCACUGGUCCUCCUCGAUCCCUCUUUGGUCUCGUCAGUCAGAUGCGAGCUGCCAAGGCCGAGUCUGGACAAGACCAGAGCAAGGUCGCUUACAGCAAGCGCAAGGCAGCUUUCAACAUGCGAUUCUUGCCCGUUGGUGUUCCUUACCACUCGGCUUACCUGCAGGGUGCCACUGCAAAGGUCACUGGCGAAGACUACAAGGGUGCCGAGCUUUGGAGCGCUUCUGAUCUCGCCAUUGCUGUUCACAACACCUUUGACGGCUCCGACAUGCGCUCCUACGAGGGUGCCAGCAUCGUCAAGUCUGUCAGUGACCAGAUCUUCACCGAGCCAAUUUACUGGAUCCAGGCUACAAAUGUCAGCAAGGACAUCACUCACAUCAUCGACUUUGGUACCGGCGGUCUCAGUGGUAUCGGUGGCCUGACUGCCCGCAAUCUCGAGGGCCGGGGUACUCGUGUCGUCAUUCCAAGCGGUGUUCACGCCAGCUCGUCCGAGCUCUACAGCAGGCAGAGUGUCAAGUUCGAGCCUCGAUGGGAAGAGGCCUUCAUGCCUCGCUUGGUGAAGAAUGCUGAUGGCAAGAUCUUGAUCGACACUCCUUACUCGCGUCUCACCUCUCGCAAGCCUCUGCUCAUCGCUGGUAUGACACCUUCGACUGUCCAGCCCGGUCUCAUCAUUGCUGCCGCCAAGGCUGGUGCUAACGCUGAAAUUGCCGGAGGUGGACACUACUCGCCCAAGUCGAUGUUGGCCAAGGUUCAGGCUAUCCAGAAGGAGGUGCCUCCUGGAUCUGGUCUCUCGUGGAAUGGUCUCUUCAUCAACCCUCGCCACUUCCCUUGGCAGCUGGCUGAGUGGUGCGCCCUUCGAAAGCAGGGCUACCCUCUCGACGCCUGGACCACCGCCGCUGGUAUUCCUUCCACUGACAAGGCCAAGGAGAUCGUCGGUCAGCUCAAGGAGGCUGGCAUUGAGCACAUGACCCUCAAGCCUGGAUCCGUCGAAGGCAUCCGACAGACUUGUGCCAUUGCCGCUUCCAACCCAGACUUCUUCUUUGUCAUCAACUGGACUGGAGGUCGAGCCGGUGGUCACCACAGCUACGAAGACGUCUUCCAGCCCAUCGUCCAGACCUACUCGCUCAUCCGAAAGUACUCGAACAUCUCCCUGCUUGCAGGAUCCGGUCUCGGUGACUCUGAAUCCAUCUGGCCAUGGAUGUCCGGAGAGUGGUCUCUGCAAUUUGGUCUUCCCCCAAUGCCCUUCGAUGGAGCUCUCCUCGCCUCUCGUGUCAUGAGCGCCAAGGAGGCCCACACCAGCCCUGCCGUCAAGCAGCUCAUCGUCGACGCUCCCGGUGUCGAUGACGCUCAGUGGGAAGCUACCUACGACAAGGAGACUGGUGGCAUCAUCACCGUCAUCUCUGAGCUUGGCGAGCCCAUCCACAAGAUUGCUACUCGCGGUGUCAAGCUGUGGGCCGAGCUCGACAAGAAGCUCUUCAGCCUAAACAAGGACAAGCGUACCGCCUGGUUGGCCGACAUCAAGAAUGCAAAGUGGGUCAAGGAGAGGCUCAAUGCAGACUUCCAGAAGCCUUGGUUCCCUGCCAAGCUCGAUGGUACCAUGCUCGAUGACCUGUCGGCCAUGACCUACGAGGAAGUUACCCGACGGCUCUUCAAGCUCGUCUACGUUCACCAUCAGACUCGCUUCAUCGACCCAAGCUACGUCCGUCUGCUUGGAGACUGGAUCCGACGUGUCGAGGAGCGAUUCGCUGGCAUCAGCACCGCCGGUGGCGCCAAGAUGUCGGUCCUGCAGAGCUACUCUACCCUACAGGAGGACCCCAACAGCGUCCUCGACUCCUUCUUUGCCGAGUACCCCGACGCCAAGGAGUUCUGGCUCUCGGCCGAGGAUGAUGCCUUCUUCGUGCAGCUGUGCCAGCGACCUGGUCAGAAGCCUGUUCCCUUUGUGCCUGUCCUCGACGGUAGCUUCCAGACUUGGUUCAAGAAGGACUCCCUCUGGUUUGCCGAAGACGUCGACGCCGUCUUUGAUCAGGACGCUCAGCGAGUGUGCAUCCUGCAAGGCCCCGUCGCCGUCAAGUACUCGACCAAGGUCGAUGAGCCCCUCGCCGAGAUCCUGGGUGAGAUCGAAGAGGGCGUCAUCAGCCGUCUCUUGAACAAGUUCUACGAUGGCGAUGUCAGCAAGGUCCCCAGCGUCGACUACCUCGGUCCCACUCCUCGAGCCCUCGAUGCUGGCCUUCUCUCGCGACACGGCAUCACCUCCGUCUUCGAGCAGUCUGUCAAUGGCGGUGUUGGCUCCAUCCGUACGCUCAAGAUCCGCAACAGCCUGCCCAAGACUCAGGACUGGCUUGAGUACCUUGCUGGAGACCAAUUCAGCUGGCUCCGAGCCCUCCUCUGCAGCGUCAGCGUUGUUCAGAACACCAACUUUGCCGACAACCCGCUGGCCCGCAUUGCAGCUCCCCGAGCUGGCCAGACUGUUCAGAUCCGCUACGAUGGUCGCGGAGAGCCCGAGGGACUGACGAUCAAGGGAGCAGCUCGCUCUCACGGUCCCCACGACCCCAACUUUACCGUCGUCGACAUCAGCCGAGCUGCCGGUUCCUCUCGCAUCAACGUCACCCUCUUCGAGGAGCGUCUGGGUGAAGCUGUUCCCUUGCACCUCCUCUUCGACUACGUUCCUGGCAGUCCCAAGCAGAUUCACGAGGUCAUGGACGGCCGUGCUGACCGCAUCAAGAGCUUCUACUGGCGCCUGUGGUUCCACGAGGAGAUGCCAGAGGUCUCCGUCUUGGCCAACACCAAGGAGCACGUAGGCCCUGCUAAGCAGCUCGAGGAGAGCGCCAUUCGCAAGUUCGUCCAGUCUUACGGACAGUCUGUCCAGUCUGGUGGCAAGGCUCCCAUGGACAUUGCCAUUGUGCUUGGCUGGGAGGGUAUCAUGAAGGCCCUCAUCGCUGCUACUGGCUCGGCUGAUCUGCUCAGAUUGGUACACCUGUCCAACUCAUUCAAGACUGUCGAGGGUGCCAAGCCCCUUCAGGUCGGAGACGUCGUCUCUUCCAAGGCCAGCGUCGAGAGCAUCAAGAUCUCCGAGACUGGCAAGACUGUCGCCGUCAAGGGAUGGGUUGUCCGAGAUGGCAAGCCCGUGACAGAAGUCGUCUCUGCUUUCUUCUUCCGAGGCAAGUUCAGCGAUUACCAGAGUUGCUUCGAGACGCAGUCUGAAGAGUACGCCGUGCAGAUCAAGACGCAGGCAGACGCCUCGGUCCUCUUGGCCAAGGAGUGGUUCGAGUGGAUCGCUGCCUCUCCUCUGCAGGCUGGUACCACCCUCGAGUUCCGAAUUGAGAACGAUGUGCGCUUCAAGGACUCCAAGUCUUUCUCCUCUGUCAUUGUCAAUGGUGCUGCCUACAUCCGAGACUACCGAGACGAGCUCGUCAAGGUUGGAAACGUGGCCUACGAGUCAGACGCCGUGUGCUACGGCAACGCGGUCACUGCUUGGAUGCAGCGAGUCUCUGGAAAGGCCAGUGGCCCCAUCCCUCUCGAGAAUGGUGGCUACACGAUCCUCGUGGCUCCUGGUCAAAAGGAGUCCGUCUUUGUUGCUCCUCCUUCCAACGAGCCUUACACGCUCGCUUCGGGUGACAGCAACCCCAUCCACGUCUCGCCAGUGUUUGCCGACUUUGCCGGUCUGCCCACGACCAUCUGCCACGGUAUGAGACAGAGUGCUGUGGUCAAUGCCGUAGUUGCCAGCGUCGCUGCAGAGGGUCACAGCGAGCGAUGCCUGAGCUGGGAGGCCACCUUCCUCGGUAUGGUCAACCCAGGCGACCGCCUCACCAUCUCCCUGCGCCACGUCGCCAUGAGGGACGGCCACAAGAUCAUCAAGGCCGAAGCCAAGAACCAGAAUGGCGAGAAGGUCCUCGAAGGUACUGCCACUGUUCAGCAGCCUCCCAGCUUCUACUGCUUUACCGGUCAGGGAUCGCAGGAGACUGGGAUGGGAAUGGACCUCUACACUACCUCUGAGCACGCCAAGGCCCUCUGGGACGAGGCUGACAUCCAUCUGCAGUCCUCGCUCGGUCUCUCCAUCCUGGAGAUUGUCAGGGAGAACCCCAAGAGCAAGACCGUCUACUUUGGAGGUGUCAAGGGUCACCAGAUCCGACAGCGCUACCAGGAAUUCACCUAUGAGAGCCUCGAUGAGAGUGGAAACAGCGUCACGCUGCCACUCUUCCCCGAGAUUACUCCUACGUCACAGAGCUUUACGUUCUUCCAUCCCGUGAGUGUUCGAAUGAAGAAGGGUGUUGGGUGAGCAGAGAGGUGGGCGUGUCUUUGCAGAGCGGCCCCGAGCGGCUUCGAAAGGUAGGCGAGUCGUGGCCAGAGCAUAUACCCCCACAGCAUACAGCACAGCACAUCACACAGCAGCAGCAAGUCACAAUCACAGGUGAGUGGCCGCCGUAGGAGAUGAUAAGAUGGAGUCGUUGCGUAUCUCAGGUGAGUGCAAGAGUGAGCAGAGAGGGUUGACUUCCGAUUGCACGUCAAGCCGAGGUGAGUCCGAAUCAGGUCGCGCGUGGGUCUCGUGUCAGGCCUGGCUUUGCUCGGUCGUGCCUGUGGUUCC
Microstroma glucosiphilum is the source of this 6046-nucleotide messenger RNA. RefSeq lists its product as hypothetical. Gene Ontology annotation, cellular component: fatty acid synthase complex. The record is from RefSeq and is a predicted model, not a curated record. The transcript has a single exon. Gene Ontology annotation, molecular function: [acyl-carrier-protein] S-malonyltransferase activity; enoyl-[acyl-carrier-protein] reductase (NADH) activity; fatty acid synthase activity. Gene Ontology annotation, biological process: long-chain fatty acid biosynthetic process. NCBI's taxonomy places the organism in Eukaryota, Fungi, Basidiomycota, Exobasidiomycetes, Microstromatales, Microstromataceae. Bases 137 to 5740 code for a protein of 1867 amino acids.